AUGUCCUCCCGCUUCGUCUCCGCCGGCGCCAUCGACGCUUCCACCGGCGAGCCAUCCACCGCCGCACCCCCUCCCGCAGAAACCGCUUCUUCAAACUCAAAUCCAAGGGACCCUACCACGGACACAACCACCAACCCCCCCUCCGCCAAACAAGCCGCCUGGUUAGCAGCCACAGCCCAACUCGAAGCCGACCGCCUCCGCCGCGACCAAGCCCGCCUCCAGGCAUCCCAAUCCGGCGAGAAAUCCCUCUACGAAGUCCUCCAAGCCAACAAAGCCGCCAAACAAGCGGCAUUCGACGAAGCCCACCGCCUGCGGAAUCAAUUCCGUGCGCUGGAUGAUGAUGAGGUGGAUUUUUUGGAGGAGGUGAGGGCGAAGAGGCGACGGGAGGAGGAGGAGGGACGGAGGGAGGUGGAGAGGGGGGUUGAGAGGUUUAGGGUGGCGCAGGGGAAUGGGAAUGGGGAGGGGGGUGGAGAUGGGGGUGAGGAGGGGGAAGGGUGGGGGUUUGCUUCUGGUGGUGGUGGCGGGAAGAGGAGGAGGAAGGUUGAGGGGGGAUUGUUGGGGGGGAGGAAGAAGUUGAAGGGGGUUGGGGUGAGGAGGAAGGGGAGUGGUGGUGGCGGUGGUGGCGUUCAGGUGGAAGAUGGUGAUGGGGGUAAGAAAGGGGAGGAGAAGGUGGAGGAGGAGCCUCAAGUGAAGGGCCAGGAAAAGGAGCGGAAGGUGAGCUCUACCGAGAUGAAGAAUGUAGUGGGCCAGGUAGAGAAGGCGACGGUUUCGACGGGGCCGACACCGGCUGAAGCACCAAAUCCAGCGCCAGCUGUAGCUACCGCAAAGCCCGGGGGUUUACUCGUCGACUACGGAUCUGAUAGCGACGAUGACUGA
Molecule: messenger RNA, 876 nt
Organism: Dichotomopilus funicola
Lineage: Eukaryota; Fungi; Ascomycota; Sordariomycetes; Sordariales; Chaetomiaceae
Product: N-terminal domain of NEFA-interacting nuclear protein NIP30-domain-containing protein
Exons: 1
Coding region: 1-876 (291 amino acids)
Cellular component (GO): nucleus
Source: RefSeq, a predicted model, not a curated record